Messenger RNA from Podarcis lilfordi (Lilford's wall lizard), 10867 nucleotides. NCBI's taxonomy places the organism in Eukaryota, Metazoa, Chordata, Lepidosauria, Squamata, Lacertidae. The record is from the annotation of a GenBank genome assembly.
GAGGCGGCGGGGCGGCAGUAGCCGCGUGGCCCGGCUUGGCAAGAGCGCAGGCUGCGGUGCCUGGCUGUGGCCAUAGGAACCGGCGCAGCGCCAAACAAAGCUGGGUCCUCCUCCCUCGCUCCCUCCUCCCGCCCCGCCACACGCGCACCCUGGGGGCAUAAGGAGGGAGGAGACAGCGCAGCUCCGGUCUCUGCGGCGGCUCUGGCGACUCCGUCCCGCCGCCGGCACUAUGCGCUGGGCGCUGCCGCGGGAGCCGCCGGUGCGCUAAGAGGAGGAGGAGCAGGCGCGGCGGCCGGAGGAGGGACUCGCGCCCGGGAGUCGUCGGAUCUGCCCCGGGCCCGAGAGUGAAGGCGGAGCAGGUGCGGCGGCAGGAGCGGCAGUACAAGCCUCAGCGACCGAGGCUGCAUUGCUGUGGGUGGCAAGGAGGGCGCCGGGGAAGGGGGAAGAUCUUUCAUAGACGCCUGAAGCUGGAGGGCACGGCAGCCCGCCCCCACCCCUUCCCCGGCGGACACGGCGGCUUGUUCUCCGAUUGCGCAGAAGCCUGAAUACACACACACACGCUCGGUUUUUUUCUAUUCGUGUGAAAUUCCAGAAAGGAUCUGGCACCGAUUUGGAUUUGCAUUUCUUGCUCCUGUUAUUUCACAUUGCCUGGCAUCUGCCUGUACCACCUUAUCCCAGUCUGCUCACCUUACGCUCUUCACAACCCUGCUCGGGACUGGAAAGCGCUCUGUUUUUGACAUAUCUUAGAGAGUACCCAUUAUUGUUCUCCACAUGCUUUAAUUUGGAGUUGCACAGAAUUUACCUUGAUGCAUCCGGGUCGCAUAGAAGUUUCUACGCGGAUCCGGCUUGCGCAACGCUUAAAGCCGCUUUAAGGAGCACCUAUUUGAACUGCGUACAAGAAGUACUGUAUUCUGGCCUGAGCCGAAUAGCACAUUGAAUUCGGGUAUUGUAACAUUGCACCGUGGCCUCCAGCUUCGUUUGCACAGGAUUGCACAACCGUCGGUCCACUGAUUUCCUUAACGCGCUCCUUACCUCUUCUGAUCCGGAUUGCAAAGCAAUCCCUGCACUGCUCUGGAUUGCACGUUGCUUGCACAAAUCCGGAUUAGUUUGCUGCUGAGAGUGUUUUAUUCACAAAGAUAUAAAUAUGUUGCCGGGAUCUAUCCAGAUCUCUGGGGAGACUUUAUCAAGUGCCGAGAUUCGGGAUAUCUGUGAGAGCCUGAGAGAGAACUCCAUCAAACUGCUUUCGCUCCGGGGCUGUCAGCUUUCCGACAGAGAUUUUGGCCGCAUCUGCAGGGGGGUCGCAGAAUCUCACUCCUUAGCUCAACUUAAUCUUAACUUGGGGAUUGUCUCCAAUAUCAAUCGGGUCAAGCAACUGGCUGAAGCCCUGAAGACCAACCGCUCUGUCCAGUCUUUGUUGUGAGUAGCCCUCUACUUAGUAGGACUUGAGGAAAGGUGCCCAGUUCUGCUGGCAGAAGUCUUGCAGUCCGAUUCAUAUGCAUGUUUACUCAAAAGUAAGCCCCAUUAUGUUAAAUAGAUCUUACUCACAGGUAAGUGUGUAUAGGAUUGCAGCUGUUGCUGGUGGGCUUCCAAAAUUGUUUGGUGUAUCUGUGUAGUCCAAACCCCACUUACUGGGAGCAAAUCCCAUUGACUUCUGAGUAGACAUGGAUAUAUAAUUGAGCUGUUAGUCCUUAACACCUUUUAACUAACCUUUUGCUCCAGGUGCAAAGUUUCCCACACACACACACAUACCAAAAGGGCUUUGAGGGCAAGGUUGUGAUUCUAAUCCAAAAUGGUGAUAGCAUUCUAGAUUAUUUCAAACCCAAUACAGAUUAAUCUUCUUAAACAGAAACAGUGAAACUUGGAUUUGGGCAACAUUUUAUUACCCUAAGCCAAAUUCCAGUAUAUCUCAGGGCAGCAAACCUAUGUAUGUUGUGUCAGAAGGAAGAGUAGGACACUGAAACGCAGGUGGGGGGGAGGGAGGAAACCAUAGUGAUAAAGGAAUCUGCUACCAUGACAGAAAAGGGAGUGGGGAGUAAGGAAGCAGAUUCAAAGACUCCAUUAAUGACUCUUCGUCUUUUAGAGUUGUUGGUAUAAAUCACCCCUGUUAACUUAUUUACUGCAUUUCUUUGUCAUAGUUUGAGCUGGGUGAAGUCAGCUGCAACUCUUGAGGAACGAUAGUUUUAAUUCCUAACCAUUGAUUCUUGCACAGCCUCCACGGAAGUCCCCUGACAGACGCUGGUCUGGCUCUUCUGAACCCAGCACUCUCCAUCCAUCCCUCACUAGUGGCCUUGGACUUGGGGGACUGCAUGCUGGGUGAUGAAGGUAUUAACUUGAUCUGUGGACUGCUCCCUCCUGAUGGGGCCAAGUCAGGUAAGCCAAAUUGGAUGUGUGGAGUUCUUGUAUAUCUCUGGAGCUCAUAAUGGACUUCAGAUCUUUGUUCAUACAGUUCUAUAGUUGGAACAGUUGUGGAGGUGAUGUCCACUCCCUGUUCAGCACAGGAUCUGCAGUACAGGAUGCAACCACAGCACCCCUGACAGAUGGCUGUCCAGCCUCCGCUUAAAUACUUCCCAUGGCAGCCUGUUCUUUGUUUAACAGCUCUAACCAUUGGGGAAGUUUCUGUUCCUAACUUCUAGCCAAAAUUUGCUCUCCUGCAAUUUCCACAUGCUGGUUCUGGAACAGCAGAGCACAAGUCUCCUCUGCUUUCAUGACAUCCCUUUAAACUAUUGUUUUUCUUCUUCAGAGAGGAAAGAGACCCCCUGACAAAUUGUAGCACUGAGUUUUCAGCACAGUGAAAUUAUAGUGAAAUUUACUCUGCCGGCUAAGGAUCUGUGGCUUGCUAAGAAUAAGCGGAUUCUCAUUCUGGGAGAGAAGGUAUUCAGAAUAGAAGUAAUUAUACUUUGCCCUGUUAUAGAACUAAACAGUGUCAUUUCCCACUAAGUCAGUGUGAGGAUCUGUAGGCUUUGCAGUCGUUUUGCAUUUUAUUUUUUGCAACCAAAACUUGAUGCUGUCACAUUAAAAGCCGUUUUCCUUUUUCUGAAAUGCCCUAUUUUGGUGCUACUCAGAAAUAUCACCAAAGGUUAUUUUUUGCUCAAGGAAUUAUCUUGAGCUAAAUCAAAAGUCUUUUGAGAAAAGAGUAUUGGAGACUGGCGGACUGGAAAAUAAUACUUUGACCGAGUUUUCAGCCGUCCUCUUCCACUCUACUGCAUUAAGCAUGCCACUAGGCUUGCAAGAGCAAAAUCUGGAGGGAAAAAAAUAAGGGCACUGUAGAUCUGUGUUGUGUGUAUUCUGGUAAAUUUGGAACCUUGGUGUUUAACAUGGUCCAUAAGGAAAAAACAUUGCCCCUCUGCCUUUUUGCAUGAGAUCAUCCUUUCACCUUAAAGAGCUCUUCUUUCUUGCUUCUUCUUGUCCUUCUUGUGAUAGCACUUUGUCCUCUUUUGGGGCCUGCUGUUCUGUGGUUGGGGUGGUGUGCAGCUAGUUGUGAAAGGAAAAGGGAACAGGCCAGGGAUCAAGAACUUGUUGUCCUCCAUAUGUUCUUGGAUUAAAGUUCCCCUCAUCUGUGACCAUUGGCCAUGCUGGCUAGGAUUGAUGGGGGUUGAAAAAGUCCACAACAUCUGGAGGGAUUUAUUUUUUUUAACCUGCCCUGGAAUCUGCUGGUGAAGGGCGGGUAAUAUAUUUUAUAAUAAAAAUAAUAAGGUUUCCCAUCUCUAGUGUAGACAAAUGAGGGCAUCGUUCAGGCAGUAUCAUGCCAGAAAAGUAACUCUGUAAGUAUGAUGCAAAUUAUUCUGCUUGUAGCCUGUUAGCAUGUGAAAAUUAGCACAACAUGUGCUCCCAAUGCUUAUCUUGGGAACAGUUUCCACAACAUUUAUGUCUACAGUUAUCAGACUCAGCUGAAGUGUGUGUUCACAUGGGCAAAUGUGGCAUGUCAUCAAAUGCUGCCAAAGUUGCAGGGCAUUCAGGAACAUUUAAUUGUUAUUUAUUAUUAUUUGUGUCCCACCCUUUCUCCCAAAGGAGCCAAGAGUGGCAAACAUCAAAAUGUCAAAUUCUAAUCAAGCAUUCACAAGAUGACUUGGUACAGAUUAGUUUUCCUUUCCCUUAUUUUAUUUUUAUCAACCUUGGGGUUGUGGGUGCUGUUAGAGUUUCCUUUGCCAGCCACCAAAAUGACUUGAGCCACUUCUGCUCGAAGAAGCCUUUAAAAGGGUGGAGGACAACAAUUUAACUACACGUUUAAUGUCUCUGAAUACAACUUGUGUUAACAUACAACUGUCCCACAGUUUGUUCUUAAGAAAUCUGUCCUUUUAACCAUCGUGAUAGUUUGCCCAAAAGAGUGGUUAAAAUGUUUUCAGGGGUUGUUUAGUAGUAGUAGUAGUAGUAGUAGUAGUAGUAGUAGUAGUACAGUGGUACCUCUGGUUGCGAAUGGGAUCUGUUCUGAAGGCCCGUUCACAACCUGAAGUGCUGUAUCUGCGCAUGCACGAGCGGCAAAACCUGGAAGUAACCCUUUCCAGUACUUCCGGGUCGCUGCGGGACACAACCUGAAAAGACGUAACCUGAAGCGUCCAUAACAUGAGGUAUGACUGUAGUAGUAGUAUUUUAAAGCAAAUGUAAAAUGCGGAGUGGAGAUUUUAAUCCACACCCAUGAUUCUGAAGGGAGAAGAAAAGGGCAGUAUAUAUGCAGUUGAUUAUAAUCCUGAAUACAAGAGUGAGAUCUUGUGACUGUGUAAACUCACUUGGCUUCCCUUAGGUUUGAAGGAGUUGACUCUCAGUGCUAACCCUGGCAUCACAGCCAAAGGAUGGGGGCGCCUGGCUAUUGCAGUGGCUCAUAGUUCCCAGGUGCGAGUGUUGAACUUGGACUACAACCCACUGGGUGAGAGGAGCAUGGAUAUCGUGCGGGGCUUAUGUGUGUCUCUUUCUUUCUUUCUUUCUUUCUUUCUUUCUUUCUUUCUUUCUCUCUCUCUCUCUCUCUCUCUCUUAAACAAGUGGGGAUGUUGCUUGGUUAAUGAUAGUUAAAGAGCCCACAUCUAGGAUAAGUCCAAUCACAAUCCAACUCAGCCCUUCCUCUUCAUUAUUUUAUGUAUUUUUUUAAUUUCUCAAUGCGGCAAACAGAGCAGAUAACAAAACACUGUGAAACAAGUAUCCAUUCCAAUAUUACACACACUCUCUGAAAAUAAACACAAGCUAAUUUAACAUUUCCAAAACCACCAUCAUACUAAGCUACCAGAAAAUGAAUCAGUCAAAAGCUAUGCCUGCAAGUGCAGUAUUAUGACGGGGCCCAGCACAUCUUACUUGGCAAAGCAUUCCACGUAGUUGGGUGCCAUAACAGAGAAGGUCCUGACCCUGGUUGAAAGCAGCCUUGCCUUUUGAGGUUGAGGCAGCUCCUAGGUCCAAAGCUGUUUAAGGGUUUUUAAAACCAACCCUAGCACCUUGAAUCGAGCUUGAAACUAAUCAGCAGUGAUUAGUUUCUGAUAACAGAAAACCAAUAUGAUGGAAUCAAAUCACCAAACACCUGUCAAGCGGACUUAGGGCUGUGUGAGAAGUGCACAGACUGGGUGCUAAGCUCGGGGGGGGGCGCCCUCUCAAAGGCAUUGGGCUUUGGGAAGGAGGCAUGAGGGCUCUGAUAGAGUCCUAGAGUCUUGUCCCCCCCUCUUCCUAAAGCCUAGUUAGCACUUUCCCAGCUUUGGGAAGGAGGUGGGAGGGUUCUAGACCUUGCCAGAGCCCCCGCACCUCCUUCUCAAAGCUGGGCUCCUCCUCACUUGCCUUUGGGAAGGCAGCAUGAGGGUGGCAGAGGUGCCUUACACAGGCUUUCAUAAUAGUAGUACCCAAGUUCACCACUCCACCUGUCAGCACUCUGGCUGCAGUAUUUUGCCCUGUUUGCAGGUUCUGGACAGUUUUGAAGGCCUGCCUCACACAGAGCGCCUUACAAUGGUCCAAUUUGGAAGUUGCUGAAUGACUGGCAGCUGGCAUCCACAGAGGGCCAUUGUGUCUUCAUGGUUAGGUAACAUAGCAAGUUGCUUUUUACUGAGUCAGACCACAGUCCUUCUCGAUCUACACCAAGAAUGAGAAUGCUACCCUCCAGAAGUUGGACUUCCACUCCCAUCAGCCCACCCAACAUGGCUGAUGGUAAGGGAUUAUGGGAGUUGUAGUUCAGAGGCACCUGAAGGGUCAGAGAGGUGCUCCGUCCACCUGGUCUGUACUUAGGUAGCCUCUCUCCAUUAUUUCAGACAGGAAUGUUUCCCAGCCUGUGUGAUCUGUCCUUGAGCUACAGCCCCUUUCUUUUCCUGAUAGAGUUUGCAUAUGUGUGUAAACUAGUAUCCCCUUUGUCUGGAAUAGAGUUACCACCUUUGCGCUUUUUUUUUUUUUUAAAGACCUAAGCAAUAGGCUAUUAAAGAACCUGGCCAUUCAAAAUACGAAAUGGAACAGACAAUUGCCAGCCUGGGCCAGGGAGAAUAUAAGAUGGCGGCCUACCAUGUUCUGCAAGGGAUGAGACUUGCUUCCAAGCUGAGGAGGCCUGAAGAGCAGCCCGCCAUACAGGCCUUAGGUUAUGUGCACUUCCUCUUCCUGUGUACAGUGUGGCAGUACCCAUCCUCCAAAUGUUAUCUUUGCAGCCCCAUGUAGGCUGCUGCCACUGGGCUUGGGAGUCAGACCAUGCUUCUUCCCCCGCCCUUGCCUCCUCAUCUUCUUCCAAAUACAGCAAAGAGGAGAGGAGCCCCAGCAGUGGUUACCAUGGAAACCGCCUCUCUCCCUCUCUCUGCAGCUGCGCUGCCUGAGCAGAAUUGGCAGCUGGUGAGAGAAGAGACUAGACCAGGCAGCUCUCCCCUCUCCCCAUCCCUCCUGCCUCAGGGAAGCAAAUGUGAGACGCUCCUCAGCACACCCCACCUAAUCCUGCCCUUUCAAAACUGGGCGAGGCCUUUCUUCUUUCUGCCUUGCCACUGUCAGGGUUUACCCUGCAAAAUGAGAGGUGCUCAGGCCUUAAAGCCUGGCAGAAGGCUUCUUCUCUGACCCAGAAGCAAUUCCUUCUAAUUAAGACUAAGCUCGCCUAGAGGUUAUGUGCUGCUGCCCCAGGUGCAGAGAUACCGUUUCCCCCCCCUAGCCAAUUUAAGAAGAGAAAGAAAAGCAGCAGCAGCAAAACAGAUGCAUAAUGUGAUCACUCUUCCCCAGUGUCUUGUGCCUUUAACAGGCAGACAUUAAACAGGUGCAGCACCUUUGAGUGAGAUUAGAAAACUGCACCUGUUGAAUGCAUCUGUGGCGUUAUUAAACAAGUGCCAUUUUGGGGGUGGGGAGGUGCUGGUAGAGUUGAGGUUGUUGUACUGCCCAGCAAAUUCUGCCACUCCUGGAAUGGCUGCAUGCAGCAUGGCCUCUGUGAGGUCUUCUAACAUCUCCUGACUUUCUACCGUCUAGGUGACCAAAUAGCAGGAAUGCUGGCAGUUUCUGUGGCAUCCAGCCGCACCCUCGAGGUUUUGGACUUGGAAGGAACAGGACUCACCAACCAAUCAGCCUUGGUAAGGAGAACAUGGUCCUUUGCCGCCUUCUGUUCGCCUUCUAAGUCAUGGAAGUGGGCAGACUAGUUUGUCUACUUUUAUUUUCUCCAAAUGCACUCUUUCCCCAAAUGCACUGUCUCAGGGGCAGUUUGUCAGGAAGACUGGAGCCCCUUUGCAUUCUCCUUCCUUGGUUCUCUUGCCUCUAAGCUGAGUUGCUUACCAACCAGCCUCUCGACUCUUGCUCUGUUCAGAUCCUGCUGGAUAUGGUGGAAAACUACCCGACAGCUUUGCGGACGCUGAUCCUGGCAGAGAACAACAUCAGCCCUGAACUUCAGCAGCAGAUCUCCGACCUUCUUUCUGAGGGUGAGGAAGACGACGAGACGGAGACUCGUGAAGUCAUGGCAAGAGAGAAGAACAACUGGAUCUGCCAGAGCAGUAAGUCUGCUGGGGCCUCCAAGGAGGAGGAAGAUUGGGGCGGGGGGGGUGAACAUGGAAGGGGGAGGCUGACCAUGGGAAACCAUGACACUCAGGCCCUUAAAAAAUUGAAGGUCACAGAAUUUCAGUACUGGUAUUUCAGAGCAUCAUAGAAUCAUAGGGUUGGAAGGGACCAUGAGAGUCAUCUAGUCCAACCCCCCUCAGUGCAGGAAUCUUUUGCCCAGUGUGAGUCUCGAAUCCAUAACCCUGAGAUUAAGAGUCUCAUGCUCUACCAGCUGAGCUAAAAUGCACACAUAGAAGCGUAUACUUUUGUCCCAGUAUUGAUAUUAGAAUAGAGCUUAGUUAGGGAUGAAAACACUUUCCUACACUAUGAAAUCUAGUCCUUGGCGCAAAUGCACUGGCAGCACUAAACUGAAAUGCAAUCCAGCCGCUAAUGAUUUUCUGAAACCAACCCUACAAAUUGGCUUAUGAAGGGGUGGUAAUCUCCUGUUUGAACAAAAACCAAAGUCUGGUAUCCCAUUUGGGUUCUUUUGUGUAAUUAUAGGGCAAAGCCUUAAAUGGAAACCUCGGUCCAGUAUACCUGAAGGAGCGUCUCCACCUCCAUUGUUCUGCCCGGACACUGAGGUCCAGCACCGAGGGCCUUCUGGUGGUUCCCUCGCUGCAAGAAGCCAAAUUACAGGGAACCAGGCAGAGGGUCUUCUCAGUAGUGGCACCCGCCCUGUGGAACACCCUCCCACCAGAUGUCAAAGAGAAAAAUAACUACCCAACUUUUAGAAGACAUCUGAAGGCAGCCCUUUUUAGGGAAGCUUUUAAUGUUUAAUAGGUUAUUGUAUUUUGGUGUUUUGUUGGAAGCUGCCCAGAGUGGCUGGGGAAACCCAGCCAGAUGGGCGGGGUAUAAAUAAAUUAUUAUUAUUAUUAAGCACAUCUCAUGUGCCUAUCAAGCGGAGAGCUACCGUUGUCUCCGUAUUACAGAAGUUAAAGGAAAAUACUAGAGCAAGUUAACUGUGGAUGCCUAAGCACAGAGUUUAAUCCAGCUUCACAUUAGCAGGCCUCCUUUUUAACUGUGUAUUUUGGAAAAGGAAACUUUGUUGUGUGCAGACUUCAAAUCAAGAGGCAGCACAUCCUAAUGGGUGUUCCGAUACUGCACUUGGCGCCCAAUAAUUACAACAGAAUUGGGCUACUUGUGUAGCCCUUACCUUCCCCAACCUGGUGCUUAUUUGAACUUUCAUCAUCCUUGACCGUUGACCAAACUGGUGGAUGCUGGAAACAAGGAGGGCACCAGAUUAAGGAAGGCUAGUGGAACCACACAGCUUGUCUGCUGUGAAUCCAGGGAGUGGGUAGGAAGAGAGGGGACAGGACUCUAUGUGGUCAUGGUCUGCAGCUACAAUUGCAAUCCCACUUAUCUGGGAGUAAGCCCCAUUGAAUUCAAUAAGAGACACUUCUGCGUAGACAUGGUUAGUAUUGUGCUAUACACUUUAGGCAUAAAAUGAAUCUAUUUAGUCGCCAAGUGCUUCACUUCAGGAGUACUCAAGCUAGUGCUUUCUUGAAUUGUACUUAACGCUUCAUGUUCUCCUUUAUAAAAGAGUCUUCCUAGCCCUGUGCUUAGGAUCCAGCUACAAAUCACGGUUUUCCCCCUCCAAAUCCUGUUCAUUGGCUAAAACCACCUUUUCUCCAUUUCACAGAUUCUAGUUCCCAGAUGGUCUUGGUAACUUCGGGCCUUGGAGAAAGUCUUCUAGCAGAAACAGAGAUGUGAAAAGGAAACUCCCAUUGCCUCUGAUGAGAACAUCAUUUCCAUGUAUGUGGAAAGACUGUGUUUUUUUUUUUUUAAAAAAGUGCAUUCACACAUAUAUCAUGUGUGAAUGUGUACUGUGCUUGUGUGUUUGCAAGUGAGUGUAUGCACUAGGCAAACAGAUGGGUGUGAAAGCCUAAUGUCUAUGUGUAAUUGCUGCGCCUGCCCCGAGUGCAGAUCCACACACUGUGUCUUACUGAAGUCACUUUUAGCUCCACACUGGGACGUGACCCAAGUUAAUCUCGAUGUCUGUGUCACACAACUUGUCAGUUGCUUGUGAUUGUCCAGUUGCUGUAUUUUUAGGUCGCACCAUCCAUUCUUGACUAAUCUUUGCGGGAGGCUGUAUUUAUUCAGAUGUGUAUAUUUAUGUAUAACAGAUACUUUUUAUUGCUUGUACCUAUGUCUUAAGUAGAAUUUUAUAUAAAGUUCACAGAAAUGGCCCAGUUGUGGCCAUGAGGCUCUUUCCUUUCUAACUACACAUCAGCAAGGCAGCUUCACUAAGGGAAAUAAUGCAACCUUACGUUGUUCUUUAGUCGUUUAGUCGUGUCCGACUCUUCGUGACCCCAUGGACCAGAGCACGCCAGGCACUCCAGUCUUCAAUGCAUUACUAUGAGGUUGCAUUGUGACAAAGACAAUGCAACCUUAUAGUAAUGCAUUUUUUGUUGCGCUGCCUCUAAUGGGCUGAGAAAGCAACUUAGCACUUGAUAAUUAAGUCUACAACCCCCACAAAGAGAAAGCUGAUUUCUGUUAGCAGAAGGCUCCUGUGAACCAGGCUUUAUAUAGCCUAAACCAGGGGUAGGCAACUUAAGGUCCGUGGGCCGGAUGCGGCCCAAUUGCCUUCUCAAUCUGGCCCGCUGACAGUCCGGAAAUCAGCGUGUUUUUACAUGAGUAAAAUGUGUCCUUUUAUUUAAAAUGCAUCUCUGGAUUAUUUGUGGGGCCUGCCUGGUGUUUUUACAUAAGUAGAAUGUGUGCUUUUAUUUAAAAUGCAUCUCUGGGUUAUUUGUGGGGCAAAGGAAUUCAUUCAUCCCCCCCCCCCCAAAAAAAUAUAUAGUCCGGCCCACCACAAGUUCUGAGGGACAGUGGACCAGCCCACGGAUGAAAAAGGUUGCUGACCCCUGGCCUAAAUAAUUAUUUUCCCCAAAUAAGUUGGAGUGAAUGCCCUUGAGUUCCA